This is a messenger RNA of Macadamia integrifolia, 2675 nucleotides long. Its product is annotated as endoglucanase 6-like. Lineage: Eukaryota; Viridiplantae; Streptophyta; Magnoliopsida; Proteales; Proteaceae. The transcript has 8 exons. Gene Ontology annotation, biological process: carbohydrate metabolic process. The record is from RefSeq and is a predicted model, not a curated record. Gene Ontology annotation, molecular function: hydrolase activity, hydrolyzing O-glycosyl compounds; carbohydrate binding. Bases 338 to 2215 code for a protein of 625 amino acids.
CCAUCCUUCCCUCCUUAUAUAGAGGAUUGAGUUCUUCCCAUUUCUCCACCCUCUCACCCCUGUUUCUCUCCCGGAAGCUCUGUUCCUCUUCUUUCUCGGUGGGUUUAGCUGAUAAACCAGACCAACAUUGCCAUUGCUCCAAAUCAAUCUACCACUGUUGGUGGACUUUUGAAGGGAACAAAUGGGUUUAUCUUGGGACGUUUUAUAAUUCCUUUUCCAUUUUGUUUUAGUUUUUGUUGCAGAACAGAUCUGUUUUAGUUUUUAUUGCAGAGCAGAUCUGUAUUCCAAUCUGCAUUUGGGUUUUGCUAUUUAUACCUGAAAGUUGAAAUUUUUGAGUAUGGAUUACUUCGGAAGGUUUCUGAGACUCACUUUCAUGGCUCCUCUGCUUCUGCAAGUACUGCUUGUUUGGCUUCCUUGUGUUCUGGCGGGGCAUGACUAUAGCCAGGCUUUGAGUAAAAGCAUUCUCUUCUUUGAGGCUCAGAGGUCUGGGUACCUUCCCAGUAACCAGAGAGUUACGUGGAGAGCUGAUUCUGGUCUGCGCGAUGGGAAGAUUAAUGGAGUGGAUCUGGUUGGAGGCUACUAUGAUGCAGGGGACAAUGUGAAGUUUGGACUUCCCAUGGCCUUCACCAUAACAAUGAUGUCCUGGAGCAUAGUAGAGUACAGGAAGCAAAUGGCUGCAAGUGGAGAGCUUGGUCAUGCCAUGGAAGCUGUCAAAUGGGGAACUGACUACCUCAUUAAAGCUCACCCACAACCUUAUGUUUUGUACGGAGAGGUGGGAGAUGGGAACACUGACCAUUACUGCUGGCAACGGCCGGAAGAUAUGACGACGGAUCGUCAAGCUUACAAGAUCGACGUUAACAACCCUGGAUCUGAUCUCGCCGGAGAAACUGCAGCGGCAAUGGCUGCGGCUUCACUCGUCUUCAGCCAUUCUGAUCCCUCUUACGCCAAUGAACUCCUCACCCACGCUAAGCAGCUUUUCGAAUUUGCGGAUAAAUACAGGGGUAAAUACGACAGUAGCAUCACGGUGGCGCGCAAGUACUAUCAAUCUUAUAGUGGUUACGCUGAUGAGUUGCUAUGGUCUGCUGCGUGGUUGUAUCAAGCAACCAAUGAGGAAUAUUACUUGGACUACUUAGGACAAAACGGUGAUUCCCUUGGUGGGACCGGUUGGGCCAUGACCGAAUUUGGAUGGGAUGUCAAGUAUGCCGGUGCCCAAGUGCUUGUUUCCAAGUUCCUAAUGGAAGGGAAGGGACAAAAAUACGCUUCGGUGUUCGAGAAAUACCAGCAGAAAGCAGAGUACUUCAUGUGUUCCUGCCUUGGAAAGGGAAGCCGGAAUGUGCAGAAGACUCCGGGAGGUCUCCUUUUCCGGCAAAGAUGGAACAACAUGCAAUUCGUCACCAGCGCUUCUUUCCUCCUCACUGCUUACUCCGAUUACAUCUCCUCCGCUCGUAAAACCGUUUCUUGUCUCGCCGGCUCUGCUUCCUCUUCUGAUCUUCUCAACUUCGCUAAAUCUCAGGUGGAUUACAUACUUGGAGACAAUCCAAGAGCCACAAGUUAUAUGGUUGGCUAUGGGAACAACUAUCCACAACAGGUUCACCACAGGGGAUCCUCUAUCGUCUCCAUUAAGGUCAAUCCAAGCUUUGUUAGCUGCCGUGGUGGAUAUAGCACAUGGUUCGGUCGCAAGGCUAGUGAUCCAAAUCUCUUGACCGGUGCCGUCGUUGGCGGCCCUGAUGCUUAUGACGACUUCGCCGAUCACAGAGAUAACUAUGAGCAAACAGAGCCCGCUACCUACAACAAUGCUCCCAUUCUUGGUGUCUUGGCUCGACUCCACGGUGGCUAUGGUGGUUACGAUCAGCAAUUACCUGUUUCAACUCCGUCUAAGACUGUCGGUAGGAAGCCAAAUCCAGCUCCUUCUCCAGUUAAGUCUUCUGCUCCAUUCACAAUCGAGCAAAAGGAAACAGCUUCAUGGAACGCAAAGGGAAGAACUUACCAUAGAUACUCUACAGUGGUGACCAAUGUAUCAGGGAAGACAGUGAAGGAUUUGAAGCUUUCCAUAUCAAAACUCUACGGUCCACUUUGGGGCCUCACCAAAUCCGGUGAAGCUUAUGGAUUUCCAUCAUGGCUCAAAUUUUUGGAUGCCGGAAAGAGCCUCGAAUUCGUGUAUAUCCAUUCAACUUCUGCAGCUGAUGUAUCAGUCUCAAGUUACACAAUGCUUUAGAGAGAGAGAAGGAAAGAAGACUCACAAGAGUCAUUUCUUCUUGUUUGUUCUGUGCUUGUAGAAGCAAGAAAUUGUGCAGGUACAGUGAGAUGGGGAAGUGAAGAGUCCAUAAAGAUUAAAGGGUAGUUGACCUUUUUUAUCUUUUUUGUUCAUAGAUUAUGAAUCCUCCUUUUAUGUGGGAUUUUCCAUUAGGGGUCUUAGCCAAAGCUUAGUGUCUGUAAUAAGAAUGAGGAAUAGAGGGGAGAAAAGAGUGAAGAGAGAAAAAAGAGUGCUCAUCCUCUUUCUUCUCUACCUCAUUACUUAGCGAGAGAGAGAGAGAGAAAAGGUUCUCUCAACCAAUUUCUAGAGUCUUUGUUUUAUUGUAUUUAAAACAAGUUCACAGGUUUCUGUGUACUGGUUGUAAGCUUUACAACUUUUUCUUCCCAAAUGAAUCAAAAUGAAUACAGUAUGUUUUGUGCCA